AUGAGAGUAUGGAGCUGCUACAAGAAAUUUUCAUCUGCGCCAGCAACCAAUGUGAGGACAUUCUUGACAUUCGAAAUAAACCAUUUACUUCAACUCUGCAGCAAUUUCAAAGCAAUAGAGCAAGGCAAACAAACCCAUCAACAAAUUAUCGUACAUGGUCAUGGUCACAACCCAUUCAUCAUUACCAAAUUGAUACGAGUAUAUGCUGAGUGUGGCAAUAUAAAAUCUGCUCGCUACCUGUUUGUCGAAUUGUCUCAAAGAAAUGUUUUUGCCUGGACGGCAAUGUUAUCAUAUUUUUCACGUAACUGCCUAAUUGAAGAAUGUGUGAGUACUUAUAGGGAGAUGAAACUAGAUGGUAUAUUACUUGAUGGCUAUGUGUUUCCUCUUGUUCUGAAAGUUUGUGCAAAGUUCUCAAGCCUGGCUACUGGGGAACAAGUACACAAAGAUGUAGUAGUAUGUGGUGCAGAAUGGAAUCUCCAAGUUGGCCAUUCUUUAAUUGAUAUGUACUCAAAAUGUGGUGAUAUUCAGAGUGCGAAACGGGUGUUUGAUUUGAUGCAAGAAAAAGAUUUGCUUUCAUGGAAUUUGAUUAUUUCGGGAUAUGUAUCUAAUGAGUUACCUGAUUUGGCUGUAGGAAUGUUUGGGCUUAUGAGUAUGGAAGGUUGUCAGCCAGAUAUAGUCACUUUCAACACAGUAAUGGAUGCUUAUUGUCGCAUGGGUCGAUGUGAUGAGGCUAGGAAAAUAUUUAUGCUUAUCAAAGAUCCAAGUAUAAUAUCAUGGACGACUUUGAUAUCAGGCUAUUCAAGAAUUGGAGAGCAUAAUCAUGCAUUGGAUAUUUUUAGGGAGAUGAUAAAUAGAGGAGAAGUUUGUCCUGACCUAGAUUGUCUCUCCAGUGUACUUGCGUCAUGCCAACUUAUCGGGGAUUUAAGGAGUGCCAAGGAGAUUCAUGCACAGGGGAUUAAAGUCGAAUGGCCUUUUUCUUUUUACAGAUCUUCUGGACCUGCGUUACUGACUCUUUAUACUAAAUGUGGGAGGAUUCCAGAUGCAAGGCAUGUUUUUGAGUUGAUGGAUAAAACAGAUGUUGUUGCCUGGAAUUCCAUGAUUCAUGGUUUCGCUGAACUGGGGAUGAAAGGUUUGGCUUUGGAGUAUUUCAAGAACAUGAUACCUAUGGGAAUAAAGAUUAAUGGGACUACACUUUCAAGUGUUUUGCCAGUUUUUGACCUUAAAUACGGGAAACAAAUUCAUGCUUAUAUAUUGCGGAGCAGUUUGUGGGAUGUCACUCCCAUUUGGAAUGCACUUAUUUACAUGUAUUCAAAAUAUGGGUGCAUUGGAAAUGCUUUAUCUGUAUUUUCUCAUCUGGCUCAUAAAGAUAUAGUGUCAUGGAAUACAAUAAUUGGUGGGUUAGGGAUGCAUGGUUUGGGACAAGAUGCCCUGCAUCUGCUGGAAAAAAUGAGUCAUUAUGGCAUUCGACCAAACGCUUUGACAUUCACUUCAGUGCUUUCAGCAUGCAGUCAUGCAGGACUUGUUGAUGAGGGGCUAGAUAUUUUUCACAGAAUGGUGGAGGAAUUUGGAUUGAACCCCAGAAUGGAACAUUUUACUUGUGUUGUUGAUUUACUAACACGAGCUGGUCGGCUUGAAGAUGCCACAAGUUUUAUAGGAAAAAUGUGUGUUAAGCCGAACAAGCAUAUAUGGGGUUCUUUACUUGCUGCUGCUUUGGCACACCAAAAAGUGAGCAUUGGAGUUCUUGCUUCAGAGAAUUUAGUUGAGUUGGAGCCUGAAAAUCCAGGGCAUUAUAUAACAUUGUCAAAUUUGUAUACUAAAGCUGGAAGACUAAGUGAUGCUCUUGCAGUGAGAAAGAUAAUGGAGACGAGGGGAUUGGUAAAGGAUUCUGGUUGUAGCUGGGUAGAAGGAAAUUGA
Nicotiana tabacum (common tobacco) is the source of this 1914-nucleotide messenger RNA. Its product is annotated as pentatricopeptide repeat-containing protein DOT4, chloroplastic-like. Gene Ontology annotation, molecular function: RNA binding; protein binding. Gene Ontology annotation, biological process: RNA modification. Lineage: Eukaryota; Viridiplantae; Streptophyta; Magnoliopsida; Solanales; Solanaceae. The record is from RefSeq and is a predicted model, not a curated record.